AACAUUUUCUUUUGGGUCAAGAAUUGAAGAAAUAUCAUAAUCAAGAUGGAGUCAAGACCUUCAAACAAAGAUCUCAAGAACUCUGAGAUGAGUGAUGGUAAAAUCACUAGUUUCUUUCCUGUUUUGAGAUCUGAAGGAAGAGCAAAAAUGUCUGCUGUUAAAGCCGGGGAUUCAAAGCAAAAAGAAAUGCUUCAAAAACUGAAAAACAAAGAGACCAUGUCACUUAGAUCCAAGAAUCUGGACGGUAAAUCGAUUGCUGAUCAAAAUUUUAAGACUGACAUGCCAAACCAAGGUAAAGACAAGAUAGGCAAUGUAACUGUGCAAUCUGCCCUAAAGACUCCACUUAGCCAAGUCUUGAGGAGAAGCAUUGAAGCAUCUGAAAUAAAAAAAGAGAAGGAAAAAAGUAAUCAGGGUGAUGAAAGUUCUCACUCUGAUAAUAGCUUGAAACAGACAAAGAAAGAAUCUAACAAUACAGCAGUUGAGUCUGCCAAAGCUUCCAAAGAUUCAGAGCCACCUAGAGUAUUAAGACGUUCUCUCAAUUCUCCACAUGCCACCAAAACAUUUAGCACCUCUUUGCGAUCCGGUGUUGUAAAAGUGGAUAGUGAGAAGAAGAAGAAUUAUAUGAGGAAGAGACCAUCCACAGAUGCUGAAGCAAGUGAGCCCAUUCCACGAAAAGUAGCAGCUAAGCCUGUUGAGGAUUCAAAAGGUGUUCCUAAAGCAAAAAAAGGCAGGCGAAGGCAUUUUAGAGGAGGUACAUAUGGGUUAUAUCUUACUAAGAAAAUUAAAAGGAAGAAGAAAAUUGAUGAUGCAAAGGAUGACGAAGGCAGUCUUGAUAAUAGUAGUUAUUUAGAUUCUGAUGAGGGCAAUAGUGAAGAUUUCACUCCCUCUGAGAAAUCUCUUAUGGACGAGGAACAAGCAGAUUCUAGUGUCUCUCCCAUGCCUCCCCUUUCAGAAAGAAAAGUGGAACAAGUUGAGUCUUCCUCUGUAGUUGUUGAAACUCUGCCUGCUGUUUCUGAAAAUUCUGAAUCAAGUGAAAAUCGUCUCACGACAGUUGCUGAAGUUCAUGCUCCGCCUAUCGUAGAAGGUGAAGACAGCAGCCAAAAUGCUACUGAAAUGCUCAAGGAAUUGGAAGAAAUGGCUUGGGCACAAGCUUCAAAAUUUGAUGACAGCUUAGAAUCAUCUCAGUUUGCAUCAGAAACCUUAAAGGCACCUCAGUAUGAUGACAUUAGCAAUGAAAGUUUUUCCAAUUCAACCCUUUUUCCUUUCAAAACAUGUUCCAUGUUGAACUCGGCAGAUUCCAAUAUGAAUGCAGAAUCAAAUCAAACUGAAGGUCCCAAUGAAAGUUCUUCUCUUAACAUUAAUCCUAGUGACUUUAAUGAAAAAGAGUUCUCUAAGUUGGCAUCUGAAGAGAUAUCUGUAACUGAAGAAAAUUUUUCAGGUAUAUUUGAAAAUAAAGAAAGCUCUGACAAUUCAUUGGAAAGUAAAAUUUCUUCUGCUGUAACUUUACUUGAAUCAGAAGAUAAAAAUGACGUUCCAGUAACAGAAGAUGCCUCAAAAAUAAAUUUUAGUGUAGAAGUUGUUUCUCGGAUAGGGGAUAAACAAGAUGAGAGGCCAAUAGGUGUGAGUGACAUGGAGACGACACAAUUAAAUUUAGGUGAAAUUGAGAGGUCUUUACCUGCUGGUGAAAACAAAAUACAAGCAAGUGUUGAUGAAUCUUCGAUGAAUGCCUCAGAGAGAGUGAAUCAGUUACAAGGUGUGAGCUCUGAGAUUCAAUUGGACACGGAGGAAACUGAGAAUCAGAUGGAUGCUGAAAUAAUCUUAAAUCAGGCAGAUGAAGAAGUUGAAGCUUCAGUAGACAAAGAAGAUGAGCCAUUGAAUGUAGAAGCUGGUGCUCCAUUAGAUAUAGAAGCUCCAUUGGACAUGGAAGAAGUUGAAACCCCAGCUGAUGUAUCAAGAACAAGUACUCCAUUAAAACUAGAAGAAACUGAUUCUCGUCUCAGUAUAGAUGAAACAGAUACUCAGAUUUGUACUGAAGAUUCUGAUGCACAUGUUAAUAUGGAAACUAUAAACUUCCAAACCAUAGAUAAUAAUUUGCAAAUAAGUGUUGGGAAAAGUAUUGGUCAGUUAGAUGUGAAAAAGAAUGAUCAGAUGAUCAUUGAAGACAUUAAUGAUGUAACUGUUAAAGAUAACAUUCCAAUGGAUGUGGAUGAUGAUGCUUCUCGAUUGAGUGCAGGGCAAGAUGAUAUUAAAAGAAAUAGUGAACAGGCAAUUGAUUCAUCGAGUUUUGAAGAAUUAGUUGCUUCACCGAAGCUUGAGGAGUCUGAUAUUCAUCCAAACAUAACUGAAAAUGGUAUCAGAGUACCUAUUGAAAAAUCAACUAUUGAAAUGAAUGAAAAUAAAGAUCCUGCUGAAAUAAAUCUAUUGGAUAGUGAUGACUCACCAAUUAAAUCUGAAAAUUCUGAUUUUAAAGAUGCAGAUCCCGAUGCACAGUCUACAAUUGCAAAUUGUGUGAAGUCUCGUCAACGAAUCAAAAGACGCUUCACUGAUGACAUAGUUGACACGGAUGUUGGCAUGUUGGCCCUGCAUCCUUCAAUGGCACCACGAACUAAAGCACCUUCGAAGCCACAACCAGCUCAAGAUAUCAUUCAGAACUUUCAGUCAGUCACUCACAGUGAAGCAAAAAGAGGACCAAUCAGCAAAAUUGAAUGCAUUUUCAACAGUCGACAAAAGCCGAUAGACGAAUGCACGUGCGAAGGUGAUACUUAUGAAGCAAAUCUUGGCAAUGAGGAUGAUGGGGUCUUUUGUCAAGCAGUUGAUUCUAUUGAUGAUAAGUUGGUUGGCUGCUCAAAUCCUGUUGUUACUACCAGGCUAGUGCGUCCAUCUGUAAAAAUUCCUUUCACCAUAAUGUGUGAAAUGCAUCUUUGGCGGCUGAAACAUCAUCACUCAUGCCCAUACUGUGGACUCUUCUGCUCACAGGGCUAUUUCAUGCAGUGUUCAAGUAUCAAGAAUAAGAGGAGAGUUGUUCAUCUCUAUCACGAGCAGUGUCAGUCCAGAGAGGAGGGUAUUGAUUCCUUUUGUUUACAUUGUGGAAUGACUACAGGCAUAAAGAGAGUUGAGCUAGAGAUGCAGAUGGCAAAUCCUCCUUCAUUUUUCCUCAGCCAGUUGGGGCAGAAGGUGCCAAUGCCCGAAGUCAGCAAAGCUCGUAUUUCAUUCUCUGCUACCUCCGAGGCGUUAAGGCAAGAAGAGGAAGAGAUGAAUGAGUUCUUGUACAGGAUUGAAGGAUCUGGAAAACUUUUAACUGCAGCGGGCCUAUUGAAUUUCUCAGAAAGAGAAGCAUUGCAAAAACUGUUGAUUACCAUUACUGGAGACAAUCUAAUGAUGAAUUCAUAUUCUCCUGAUGAAUUUUAUGAUGCUGCCAGCAAAGGAGAAGCUGAUCAAGUUUUACGUAUGCUUGCCCAAGGAUUUGAUCCAAAUUGGAAAUUUCCAGAGCAUGAAAAUGAAACUGCUCUUCAUGCAGCUGCUGCUGCAGGGCAUACGCUUGUUGUCCACUUGUUGAUCCAAGCUGGAGCUGUGAAUGAUGUAUUUAAUGAAAAGAUUUAUACUCCCUUAAUGUUAGCUGUAGAAAGUGGACACGUGGAAGUGGUUCAUUACUUGGUUAAAAAAGGAGCCCUUGUUGAUUUUAAAGGUGAAAAUGGAAUGUGUAGCUUGCACUUGGCUGCAAAAAAUGGGAAUUUAGAUAUCUUAAAAAUUCUUAUGAACUCACGAGACAUUGAUGUUAAUUCACAGGAUGAUGGAUAUUGGACACCUAUUGUUUGGGCAUCUGAACAUGAUCAUUUUCAUGUUGUUCGAUAUCUUUUGAGAAGAGGUGCUAAUCCCAAUCUUAAAGACAAUGAAGGCAAUACUGGUCUUCAUUGGGCAGCAUUCUCCGGAAGCGUAGAUAUAUGCUAUCUUUAUCUAGACUAUGGGUGUGACAUCAACGCUGUUAAUGAACUUGGUGAUACUCCCUUGCAUAUUGCUGCUAGGCAGGAUGCUUUCCCUUGUGUGACGCUUUUCCUUUCCAGAGGUGUUGAUGUUUCAAUAACUAACAAGGCAGGCCUACUUCCUGCUGAGUGUUGUCUUGAUAAAAAUGGUAACACUUAUAUGGCCUUGAGCUUAAAUAUGCUGCUGAAAAAACUUACUGUAAAGUAUGCUCACAAAGCAGAAAAGAUAUUACACAGAGACAUAUCUCGUGGUAAGGAACAGAUUGCCAUUCAGUGUGUGAAUAUGAUAGAUGAGGAGCAGCCACCACUUGACUUCUUGUAUGUAACAGAGAACUGUGAAACAAUGCCUAUCAAAAUUGAUCGCACAAUUACUUCAUUGCAGUCUUGUCAUUGUGAAGAUGACUGUUCUACUGCAAAUUGUAGUUGUUCUAGUAUUAGCUAUCAAUGUUGGUAUGACAAAGAAGGUCUGUUACUUCAUGAUUUUAAUUUGGUUGAUCCUCCAAUGUUAUUUGAGUGCAAUAGAGCUUGUUCAUGCUGGGCUUUGAACUGUCAUAACCGUGUAUUGCAGAAUGGAAUUACGUCUCGAUUACAAUUAAUUCGUACAAAAGGCAAAGGCUGGGGUGUUCGAACAUUGAAAGAUAUACCAAGGGGAGCUUUCAUAUGCGAAUACGUCGGUGAGCUCAUAUCGGACUCGGCAGCCGACAAAAGAGCUGACGAUUCUUAUUUAUUUGACUUGGACAAUCGAGAUGGCGAGACAUACUGUUUGGAUGCAAGAUACUAUGGGAAUAUUAGCCGUUUUAUUAAUCAUCUUUGUGAGCCUAACUUAGUGCCAGUGAAAAUAUAUGUUGAUCAUCAAGACCUCAACUUCCCAAGGAUAGCAUUUUUCAGUUCUCGUGACAUUAAGCAGUAUGAAGAACUUGGGUUUGAUUAUGGUGAAAAAUUUUGGGCGAUAAAAUAUAAAUUCUUUACUUGUGAUUGUGGAAGUCCGAAAUGCAAAUACUCGAAAGAAACUAUUCACGCUACUAUAGCUAAUUACUACAGCCGACUAAAGGAGGAACAGAUGGAAGAAGCCGCUGCUCAACAAUUACAGGCACAGAUAACUCAGUGAAUGCGUGAAUGACUUUGACUGCCAUGCUCAUAUCCAUUAAAUGUAUUCCUUUCAAAUGCGACUUUCAUUUUGAUAUUAUUAAAAACUUAAUAUGUUUCUUGACAGAUGGAGCUUUUUUCAGGAAGUUUCUGUUUUUAACCAUGCUAUUUAUACACAAAUGUGAAAUAAUGUAUAGAAAUAUAAAAAUAUAUGAUGCUAUUCAAGCAUGGAUUAAUAAAAUCGUGAAUUUAGGUCGUUUUUUAAAAUUGCAUUUAAAAUGUAUGUUUAUAUGAUUGGUUUGCAGAGCAAGAACCUAUAUGAGGCACUGAUAAGCAAAAGGAUGUAAGUGGGCAUUUUCAAGUUUGGUGUAAAACAUGUUUAAACAUAAGGUCCUAGGUAAGCUUUCAUAGAAAUUUUCUUUCCAAAUCAUGCUGUAUAUCAGCACCUACCAGGGAUACUAGUACUAUGUCUUGCCCCAAUACUGAGGAGAAGUUUACCUACCAUUUGUGCUGAUUAUCUCCAAAUUUUUAAUUUUGCCACUUACAUCCCUUUGCUUCUCACUGCCUCAUGUAAUAAAAGUUGUCACACAGUUCUGUAUAUAUUGUGCUGUAUGUUUCUUUUUUCAGUUUCCUGAAUGUUUUGAUAAAAAUCCAAAGCUCAAACCUAUUGUUCUUUUCAUCAUGUAUUAAACGUGUCACUCAAAGCUUAUUUGUAGCUGUGCUUGGAUGGCAUUUCAAUGUACUAUAACAUUAAAUCAAUAUCAAAUGUAUGUUUUGAUUUUUUCCUAAACUAAUGUAUUGAUACAACUUAAACCGAAGGUUUCUUCUUUUUUUUUUGGUAUGAAUUAUAGUCAACGAAAAAUUUCAAGCUGUGACUCAUUUUAAGCACUCAAGCAAGCAUCUUGUAAAAAAAAAAAAAAAAAAAAAGCAAAUUUUUUGUGAAUGUAAAAAAUAUACAUAUUUUGACUGUGGUGUUUUUCUACUUUGAUCUGUUCAAUAAAAUUUUAAUUACACUUUAAAAAUGUAUUUCUUGAAUUUUCUGUCAUCUACCUAAGUUGUAAUAUUAACCAUUCAUUUUAAAAAAUAAGAAGAUUCUUUGCUUGUUUUACUUGUGUAAAACAUUAAAAUAAUAAUAGUAAUAUUAAUAAUAAAUGACUGGAAUGUUCCCCAAUAAAACUCUAUGGUAUUUUUAACAUUAUAAAUCAUUUUCAAUUUUAGUGGUUCUGUUGUAUUUUAUAUUGCGAUGCAUUUCGGAAUUACCAUGCACGACCAAUAAUGCACCGAGUAGAUAGCACUAUAUCAUUCCGCUCUAAUAUUGAACCUCAUAUAAAUCUUUGAUCUUUUUCUUAGCUACAUAAGUUACCAUGAGAAAUUUUACUUUUUCAAUACAAUUUUAUGUAAAAAAAUCAAGCAGCAUAUAAAUAUUAAAAACAUUAAUGUUAAUAAACACUUACUGUAAAUAUCGUUGUAUUUUAAAUGCACUAUUCAGAAAUAUUUUUCGAGCUUUUUUAGCUUUACUUAUACAGGGUUAGCAUAAAAGAAUAUCCCGGUUUUAAAAAUUUAUGUUACAAAAAUCUAUUACACUUAGCACUAGAAAUUAUACAUAAAAAUAAAGAUAAACAUUCCAAGUUUUUUCUCACUCGCAAAUGUUCGAUGUGUGUGCCUUUCAUAACGUGACACACAUCUAAUAUACACAUUUUGAAAUGUUUUACUGUCAAUUCGUAAUGCUACACAUAUGCGAUCUUUCAGUCCUUGCAAUGUUGUUGGCAAUGGUGGUGUAUAAACACUGCCUUUGACGAAAUUCUGUAAAAAAAUCACAUGGGGUUAGUUUUGGGGAUCUGGCUAGCCAACGCAUGAAGGGUAAAUCAUCAUCACCUGCACGACCAAUCCAGCGUUGCUUAACGUCAGUGGUAGGUCUUGCUUUUAACAUUGUUGCCAAUCCUAAUAUAAUAGUUAAUACACAUGUAAGGACUGUUUUGACCAAAAAACCCCUUCUGGAGUGAAUUUCUGGCUGCACUAGUGCAGAAUAUACACAUUCAAGUACAGUGAAACCUGUGUAUAACAAUACUGUCUAUAACAAUAAACUUGUCUAUAACGAUAUUUUCCUUGGUCCCAGCAAAAUUUGAGCAUAAAUAAUCUCUAUAAUGAUAAUCUGUCUAUAACAAUACUUUUUUAGGUCCCAACAGUAUUGUAGACAGGUUUUACUGUAGUUACAUGCAUUAAAAAAAAAAAAAAAAAAAAAAAAAAAAAAAAAAAAAACUUGGACAGUUUAUUUUUAUGUGUCAUUUAUAGUGGUAAGUGAAAUAGUUUAUGAAAUGUAAAUUUUUAAAACUGGUAUAUUCUUUUACGCUAACCCUGUAUUUUAAGUUUAACAAUUUUAGUUUAGUUCCAUUUUUAUAUUUUGUUGCAGUGUGUCUAUAUGUUCAUAGUUUUUCAGCUAUUGCGGUUUUAUAAAUUCACAUGAAACAUUUAUCUGAUACAACCAUUCAUAUGGGGGAGGUAGAGGUGUUAUGACACCCCUUUAAGUAACAACAUAGAGCCUAAAGUUGUGUUUGGGGUAUUUUCAGUAAUUCAAGUUAUUUCAUCUUUAAAAAAAACCCCUUAAACUUUAUCCUUCAACCCUGAAACUUUAAAGUGUCAUUUCUGAUCAUAAAUAGGGGGCAAACCCCCUGUUUAUGAUCAGAAAUAACACAUAUGACCCUCCCCCCCUUUCUGGAAAGGAUCCCCUCCAAAACUAGUUGCUGGUUUUAUACUUAAUCUGAUUUCACUCAAUAGAUUUUUCUAAAGUAUUGUCUUUUAAGCGAAGCAUAACCACAACUGCCAAUUCAUUGCAGUAGAAAUUAGUCACAGAUCAAAUCAGUUAUUUAAAUUCAGUACUAAUCUUUUAGAGCUUGCACUGUGAGUGAAACACUGCAAGAAGGAAAAAUCUUUUUGUUAUUUUGGAACAUCAAGUAAUAUUGUUACAUGUAACAUUAGAUGUUUAGA
Uloborus diversus is the source of this 8051-nucleotide messenger RNA. RefSeq names its product histone-lysine N-methyltransferase EHMT1-like (gene G9a). Gene Ontology annotation, cellular component: nucleus. The coding region runs from base 46 to 5088 and encodes 1680 amino acids. The record is from RefSeq and is a predicted model, not a curated record. Gene Ontology annotation, molecular function: histone methyltransferase activity; p53 binding; zinc ion binding. Lineage: Eukaryota; Metazoa; Arthropoda; Arachnida; Araneae; Uloboridae. The transcript is spliced from 23 exons.